Molecule: messenger RNA, 576 nt
Organism: Zea mays
Lineage: Eukaryota; Viridiplantae; Streptophyta; Magnoliopsida; Poales; Poaceae
Exons: 4
Coding region: 136-576 (146 amino acids)
Source: RefSeq, a predicted model, not a curated record
CCUCUACAAUAUGUUUAUAUCAUUUUAUUUGCAAUAUUAAUUUUUCAUUAUUAUGUUAUCACUAAUGCAUGUAAAAUUGUUUAGCUGGUUAUAGUAGAAACAUUUGAAUCGUGUAUCAAAUAAUACAUAGUAACAAUGAUUAUAGGUUUUUGUCUCCUGUGGAUGGAAUCUAAAGAGGAAAAUGUUGCACUUACAAUCAUCCAAAGAGAUAAUACAUUAUCUAUAGAUGAAUCUCUACUAAUGUCCUUGUCUCAUAACAAGCCAAAAAAAUCGGUGACUACUACAAUAGUUCCGAAAGAUUAUAUUUGCACGCAGGGUGAUCUUGCACUCAUCGAUUGGAUUAAAGAAAUCCCUUGUGAACCAAGGGUAGAAGUCGUGCUUAUUGAUGAUGCUUUUGUGGAAAGGAAGUGGAUGGAAUGCCUAUUUCAACCGGACGCAUAUCUAGGUGAUGAGGUGAUAGACUGUUACAUAAAUUUAAUAAAAGCUCAAGAGCAUCUAAAAUGCCGAUCUGGAGGUCGUGUACACAUAGAAAAUGCUUUUCAGUUCAACUUUCUAAAGCGAGACGGUGAUCGCUGA